GCGGGGGGCGCGCAGCCCGUCACGCGGUGCAGCCGUCACAGCGUCCAGUGCAGCCCCGGAGCAGCAGCAGCUCGGCGCUCAGGGACCCGCGCCCCUGCCCGUGCCCAUGCCGGGCCGCCUCCAGUGAAGCCAGAGAGGUGUCUCCUGUUCUCGCUGGGGCUCUCGCCACUGCCAGGAGUGACCCACGAAGGUUGCAGAGAUGGCCGGGGCCUCAGUGAAGGUGGCGGUGCGCGUCCGCCCCUUCAAUUCCCGGGAAAUGAGCCGUGACUCCAAGUGCAUCAUCCAGAUGACCGGAAGCACCACCACCAUCGUUAACCCCAAACAGCCCAAGGAGACGCCCAAAAGCUUCAGCUUCGACUACUCCUACUGGUCGCACACCUCGCCCGAGGACAUCAACUAUGCGUCGCAGAAGCAGGUGUACCAGGACAUCGGCGAGGAGAUGCUGCAGCACGCCUUCGAGGGCUACAACGUCUGCAUCUUCGCCUACGGCCAGACGGGGGCCGGCAAGUCCUACACCAUGAUGGGCAAGCAGGAAAAAGACCAACAGGGCAUCAUCCCGCAGCUUUGUGAGGACCUGUUCUCCCGCAUCAACGACACGACCAAUGACAACAUGUCCUACUCCGUGGAGGUCAGCUACAUGGAGAUCUACUGUGAGCGUGUCCGCGACCUCCUGAACCCAAAGAACAAGGGCAACCUGCGUGUGAGGGAGCACCCGCUGCUGGGGCCGUACGUGGAGGACCUCUCCAAGCUGGCCGUCACCUCCUACAAUGACAUCCAGGACCUCAUGGACUCAGGGAACAAGGCCAGGACUGUCGCCGCCACGAACAUGAAUGAGACCAGCAGCCGCUCCCACGCCGUCUUCAACAUCAUCUUCACUCAGAAGCGCCACGAUGCGGAGACCGACAUCACCACGGAGAAAGUGAGCAAAAUCAGCCUCGUGGACUUGGCUGGGAGCGAGCGGGCUGACUCCACAGGAGCGAAGGGCACGCGGCUCAAGGAGGGAGCCAAUAUCAACAAGUCCUUGACUACACUGGGGAAGGUCAUCUCUGCUCUGGCUGAAAUGGACUCUGGGCCCAAUAAGAACAAGAAAAAGAAGAAGACAGAUUUCAUUCCCUACCGAGAUUCUGUGCUGACCUGGCUCCUCAGGGAGAACCUGGGUGGGAACUCGAGGACGGCGAUGGUGGCGGCCCUGAGCCCUGCAGACAUCAACUACGACGAGACCCUGAGCACGCUGAGGUACGCGGACCGGGCUAAGCAGAUCCGCUGUAACGCUGUCAUCAACGAGGACCCCAACAACAAACUGAUCCGUGAGCUGAAGGAUGAGGUGACCCGGCUGCGGGACCUGCUGUAUGCCCAGGGUCUUGGGGACAUCACCGACACCAACACUGUGCCCGGAGGACCCAAAUACCUGUCUGACUUUGACAACAAUGACCGUAACUGUGGCUGGGCGGAGUUGAGUCAAGCCCCUGACAAUCUCUCCACAGUGACCAACGCCCUGGUGGGCAUGAGCCCCUCAUCCUCGCUCUCGGCCCUGUCCAGCCGCGCGGCCUCUGUGUCCAGUCUGCACGAGCGCCUCUUGUUUGCCCCGGGCAGUGAGGAGGCCAUCGAAAGGCUGAAGGAGACAGAGAAGAUCAUAGCCGAACUCAACGAGACCUGGGAGGAAAAGCUUCGGCGGACGGAAGCCAUCCGGAUGGAGAGGGAAGCCCUGCUGGCCGAGAUGGGCGUGGCCAUGAGGGAGGAUGGCGGCACUCUGGGUGUGUUCUCUCCCAAAAAGACGCCGCAUCUUGUCAACCUGAACGAGGACCCGCUGAUGUCUGAGUGCCUCCUCUACUAUAUCAAGGAUGGGCUCACCAGAGUGGGCCGUGAGGACGGGGAGAGGCGGCAGGACAUCGUCCUGAGCGGGCACUUCAUCAAGGAGGAGCACUGUGUCUUCCGGAGCGACUCCAGAGGCGGCAGUGAAGCCGUGGUGACCCUGGAGCCCUGUGAGGGGGCAGACACCUACGUCAAUGGCAAGAAAGUCACGGAGCCCAGCAUCCUUCGGUCAGGAAACCGCAUCAUCAUGGGGAAGAGCCACGUGUUCCGGUUCAACCACCCUGAGCAGGCGCGGCAGGAGCGCGAGCGCACGCCCUGCGCGGAGACGCCCUCAGAGCCUGUGGACUGGGCCUUCGCCCAGCGCGAGCUGCUGGAGAAGCAGGGCAUCGACAUGAAGCAGGAGAUGGAGCAGAGGCUCCAGGAGCUUGAGGACCAGUACCGCCGGGAGCGGGAGGAGGCCACCUACCUGCUGGAGCAGCAAAGGCUGGACUAUGAGAGCAAGCUGGAGGCCCUGCAGAAGCAGAUGGAGUCCAGGUACUUCCCAGAGGUGAACGAGGAGGAGGAAGAGCCAGAGGACGAAGUCCCGUGGACGGAGAGGGAGUGCGAGCUGGCGCUGUGGGCCUUCCGGAAGUGGAGGUGGUACCAGUUCACUUCGCUGCGGGACCAGCUCUGGGGCAACGCUAUCUUCCUCAAGGAGGCCAACGCCAUCAGCGUGGAGCUCAAGAAGAAGGUCCAGUUCCAGUUUGUCCUCCUCACGGACACACUCUACUCCCCACUGCCUCCUGACCUGCUGCCCCCAGAGGCUGCCAAAGACCGAGAGACGCGACCCUUCCCCCGCACCAUCGUGGCUGUGGAGGUGCAAGACCAGAAGAACGGGGCCACCCACUAUUGGACGCUGGAGAAGCUCAGGCAGCGCCUAGACCUGAUGCGGGAGAUGUAUGACCGGGCAGCCGAGGUGCCCUCCAGCGUCAUUGAGGACUGUGACAACGUGGUGACUGGCGGAGACCCCUUCUACGACCGGUUCCCCUGGUUCCGGCUGGUGGGCAGUUCAGUCAUCUCUGGCUGCAGCAGCUACCCUCUUCUCAACACGUGCAUGAGCGCGCGCAUGGCUGCUCUCACCCCCUCCCCCACCUCCUCGAGCCCCGACUCCGACACCACCGAGCCUGCGGAGGAGCAGAGCCUGGGGGAGGAGGAGGAGGAGGAGGAGGAGGAGGAGGAGGAGGAGGACCUGGAGGACGACGUCUUUCUGGAGCACGCGCUGUGCCACGGCCGGGACCCGUUUUACGACCGGCCCCCCCUGUUCAGUUUAGUAGGAAGGGCCUUCGUGUACCUGAGCAACCUGCUGUACCCCGUGCCCCUGGUGCACCGAGUGGCCAUCGUCAGCGAGAAGGGCGAGGUGAAGGGCUUUCUCCGUGUGGCCGUGCAGGCCAUCUCAGCCGAUGAAGAGGCUCCUGAUUAUGGCUCGGGCGUCCGCCAGUCAGGAACAGCCAAAAUCUCCUUUGAUGACCAGCAUUUCGAAAAGUUCCAGUCUGAGUCCUGCCCUGUGGUGGGGAUGUCUCGGUCCGGGACCUCCCAAGAAGAGCUGCGCAUUGUGGAAGGCCAGGGCCAGGGAGCAGACGCAGGGCCCUCCGCCGACGAGGUCAACAACAACACCUGCUCAGCAGCGGUGCCUCCGGAAAGCCUCCUCCUAGACAGCCCUGAGAAGGCCACCCUGGACGGGCCCCUGGAUGCCGCCCUGGACCACCUGCGCCUGGGCAGCACCUUCACCUUCCGCGUGACCGUCCUGCAGGCGUCCAGCAUCUCUGCGGAGUACGCUGACAUCUUCUGCCAGUUCAACUUCAUCCAUCGCCAUGAUGAGGCCUUCUCCACGGAGCCCCUGAAGAACACGGGGAGGGGCCCCCCACUUGGCUUCUACCACGUCCAGAAUAUUGCUGUGGAGGUGACCAAGUCCUUCAUCGAAUACAUCAAGAGCCAGCCCAUCGUGUUCGAGGUCUUCGGCCACUACCAGCAGCACCCAUUCCCGCCCCUCUGCAAGGAUGUGCUCAGCCCCCUGAGACCCUCACGCCGCCAUUUCCCACGGGUCAUGCCGCUGUCCAAGCCAGUGCCCGCCACCAAGCUCAGCACGCUGACACGGUCCUGCCCUGGGCCACGCCACUGCAAAUACGACCUGCUGGUUCACUUUGAGAUCUGUGAGCUGGAGGCCGAUGGCGAUUACAUUCCUGCAGUGGUGGACCACCGUGGUGGCAUGCCGUGCAUGGGGACCUUCCUGCUCCACCAGGGCAUCCAGAGACGGAUAACCGUGACACUGCUGCACGAGACGGGCAGCCAUAUCCGCUGGAAGGAAGUGCGAGAGCUUGUCGUGGGUCGCAUCCGAAACACCCCAGAAACAGACGAGUCCCUGAUUGACCCCAACAUCUUAUCUCUCAACAUUCUCUCAUCUGGGUACAUCCACCCGGCCCAGGAUGACCGGGGAACACCGACCAGGGGUCCUGGAGGCGGUUCAGGGGCGCACUGGGUUGGCGGCCCAGCAUCCUGGGUGAAGGUGUGCCCACCGGUCACUCCUUGUCACUGGGCCAUUCCUGUCAAGGCUCCCAGGCAGUUUCUUGAUUCGGACAUGCCUAGCGUUUCAUUCGGAAGUGACACUAGGACCUUUUACCAGUUCGAGGCUGCGUGGGACAGCUCCAUGCACAACUCCCUCCUGCUGAACCGCGUCACCCCAUACAGAGAGAAGAUCUACAUGACCGUCUCUGCUUACAUUGAGAUGGAGAAUUGUGCACAGCCGGCCGUCAUCACCAAGGACUUCUGCAUGGUCUUCUACUCCCGAGACGCCAAGCUGCCCGCCUCGCGCUCCAUCCGAAACCUGUUCGGCAGCGGGAGCCUGCGGUCCUCGGAGAGCAACCGUGUGACUGGUGUCUAUGACCUCAGCCUGUGCCACGUGGCCGAUGCGGGCAGCCCAGGGAUGCAGCGGCGGCGCCGUCGGGUGCUGGACACGUCUGUGGCCUACGUGCGGGGUGAGGAGAACCUGGCGGGCUGGAGGCCCCGCAGUGACAGCCUUAUCCUGGACCACCAGUGGGAGCUGGAGAAGCUGAGCCUGCUGCAGGAGGUCGAGAAGACCCGGCACUACCUGCUGCUGCGGGAGAAGCUGGAGACCACCCAGCGGCCCGUCCCCGAGACGCUGUCCCCGGCCUCCAGCGAGGACUCGGAGUCCCACAGCUUGUCCAGCGCCUCCUCUCCACUCUCCGCUGACGGCCGAGCGUCGCCCCCGGAAACUCCCAACGAGAGGCAGCGGGAGCUGGCCGUCAAGUGUUUACGCCUCCUCAUGCACACGUUCAACAGAGAGUACACACACAGCCACGUCUGCAUCAGCGCUAGCGAGAGCAAGCUCUCUGAGAUGUCCAUCACACUGCUCCAGGACACGUCCCUGUCCCCUCUGGGGGUGGCCACGCUCACUCCCUCCUCUACCUGCCCCUCUCUGGUCGAAGGGCGGUAUGGAGCAGCCGACCUGAGGAGCCUGCAGCCCAGCUCCCGGCCGGCCAGCCCGGAGCCCGAGAAUGUGCCAGAGGCUGAUUCCAAGAAGAUCCUCUCCCCUGCUCGGGCCACAGAAUUGGACAAGGAGCCUCAGCGCCCGCUGGUUCCCGACAUCCAGGAGGUCCGGGUCAGCCCCAUCGUCUCCAAGAAGGGCUACCUGCACUUCCUGGAGCCGCACACGGCCGGCUGGGCCAAGCGCUACGUGGUGGUGCGGCGGCCCUACGCCUACAUGUACAACAACGACAAGGACACUGUAGAGAGGUUUGUGCUCAACCUCUCCACCGCCCAGGUGGAGUACAGCGAGGACCAGCAGGCCAUGCUCAAGUGCGGUGCUUUGCAGACGCCCCACACGUUCGCCGUGUGCACGGAGCACCGCGGCAUCCUGCUGCAGGCCAGUAGCGACAAGGACAUGCACGACUGGCUGUACGCGUUCAACCCUCUCCUGGCCGGGACCAUACGGUCCAAGCUUUCCAGAAGGAGGUCUGCCCAGAUGCGGGUCUGAGUGGAAGACACCCCCCUCCAGACAGCCAGCAGGCCCGGCCUGCCCCCUCUCACCAUCCGUCUGUCUUUGCCACCCAGUCCUUCCCACCAGACAAGCCAACAAGUCCCCUCCUCCCAGGGACGCUGUGCUGGGCCAGCGAGCCUGACUCUGGCCGGGGACCUGCACCACAUGACUGUCAUGCUCCCAGUGGAGGCCGUGUUGUCAUCAUUCCUUCUCUGAGACUGUGCCCCGGGGGGGGAGGGUGGGAAGAGCUGGGAGACGCUGGAGAGACCAGAGGGCACCAGUCAGGGGCAUCAGUGACGUUCUCAUAUUUUUUUAAGCAUAGACAGACUUAUAAUUAAUAUACAGUAGUUAGCGACGUGGAAGCAGUCCACUCAGAAGUUAACUAUAAGACUGUAUUCUAUUUAUAAGUAUUUAUUUCUAACGACCUUUAGGAUUCAGAUGGACCUGUUCCCGCUUGUUCCCACACCAAUCUCCCAAGCCUCUUAGGGACAGAUAGGGUGGGCAGCUGCCUCGGAAGACCACAGUGAGGUUGGUGCCACUGGGCCACCUGCCUGAGGCCUCUCCCCAGCUGCCCAUGGGGCAGACCCUCGUCCUGGGGUGUGUGCCUGAGUCAGGGAGACCUGAUGCCUGAAGUCCCAGCAGCACAGAAGGUGGCGUGUGUCCCUUCUAGCAGGAGAUGCAGCCACAUCCAACCUGCACAGCAGCCGCCUGAGCUGUGACUCCCAGCAGUGCCAAUGCAGCUCCUGGGAGGGUGUGGGAGGUGAGGCAGUGGUAGGGCUGCAGGGGCUAUGCUGGCAGGGCCGGGGAGGAGGGACAGGAGCCCACGCUCGUGCUGUGUGUCCAGGCAGGUAGGGCGAGGCUGGCUGGGGUUAGAGGUGGUCCAGGGUGAUGGUCCAGGCAGCGAGGGGCUUGAGGUACAGCCUCUCCAGUUGCUGUGAGAAAUGGAGUGAGCUCAAGGUUGCUCCUGGGAAGAAAGUCUGAGAUUUCCCCUCUUUGCUCCGCGAGAAGAGAGUUCUGUGAGUGCCAUGGGCUCCUCCUCCCCCUUCUGCAUCAGAUGUGCCGCCAUUCUCUUGUUCUGGCCUCUCUGCAGACCCUGUGCCCAAGGGUUGGCCAGGGCAGGACAGGAGUCAGCCCAGGCCAAGAGUCUGGCCGAGGGUUCUGUCUAGGCCCUAAACCCAGCAGAGAAACCACAGGGGGUCUCCUGGGACCUGUUCCCACACCCGAGGCACAUUGGGCCUCUUUUUAAGCUCAAGAAAAAAAAACACUGCAAAACUCUCCCCAGCAGAGCGGCUUCACUUGGGCCCAGUUCAUGCCCAGCCUUGCUGGUCCACAGCUUUCUCUGGCAACUCCCUCCAUCCUUGCCAGCCCCUGCUGGGCACCGCUCACUGACACCAGCUUCCACUUGGCUUGGAGGACUCCAGCUCACCCUGGAGACAGUGGUUCUGAGACCCACACUGUCCUGCGUGGUGCUGACAUGACACAUGGACAUUCUCGCGGUUCCGGCCACUGAGGCCAGAGGUGCCCCAGCUCCUUCCUCUGGGGAUGUGAGGUGUGGGCUUCGUCCGAGGGACGAGGUUCCAGUGAGGUUUUCCUUUGGGGAAGUUGUUCAGGCCCCUCAAGCUUGGCCGCAGAUGAGGGAUGCAGGAGGGCGGACCCUGUGGCAGCUGUGUGUGCCCGCCAGCCUACACCAGCCCAGCAGGAGGCUGACAGCCCUGUGCCUGGACAGUGCUCCUGAGGGGAAGCCGCCAGCGAGCGUCAGGGCCCAGGACCGCGUCUGGGCACACAUUGUCCAGAAGCAGGGACAGUGCUCACCUCCACAGGUGUUCCCGGAGGUGAUGGGCUGAGACACACAGGAGAGGAGCUAGUCUGGGACAAACACUGGCUUCUAUGACAGCCCGUGGCGGGGAGAAGCAAGGAGGGGCAAGUGCUGAGAGAGCCAGGGCCCAGCCACGGCCCACUCAGGUCAGCCAGCCUGAGGGCGUGGCCCCAAGAGGGUCUGAGGGCUUUGCACAAGGGCACAGGUGUCUGAGGCCAGCCAACCUGCAGAGCACCUGUGUCCUCGGCAGGGCCGAGGGAAGGGGCCCCCGAGAGGGUUUUCGGAAUCUCCCCAAAUUCAGGAGCCUCCCCUGCCAUGGAGGCUUCCAGGGACCGUUUCAUCCUGGCCUGGGCCGUCUCGGCAGUGAUGAGGAGCCAGGCGUGGACCUGGCGUCCCUUCCGGGCCUGCUGUAGCGGGAGGUCCUAGGUCCGAGUCCAGACACCCAGAGUGGCUGGAGAGGAAACCCACGCUGAGUCAGGAGGCCUGGUCUCUGUGCCCGCCCUGCCCAAACCUCCAUGUGUCAUGUUAGCUGAGACAAGUCCUUUAUCAAACCGGGACUUCGUUUCCACAUCUGUGACAAGCGAGGCUCAUCUGGGGGCCCCCAAGGGUUUGCACCCUUUGGGGUGCAGAGAGCUAAGUCAGGCCUGGUGUGGCUUCUGUUCCCGCUGAGUAGGGAGGAGAGAGAGAUCCAGAAAGCCAACUCUGGUGGUUUUGGUUUGAAUGCUUGAUGCUGCUCAGGCUGCGGCCUCGUUUUGUUUGAAAGACACCAUUCUUGUCCGGAUCCGCUCUCUGUCCCCCCAGUGGAGUAUGAGUUCCUUCCAGAGGCUCUAGGGAGAGGUCCCAGGGGGGAUGCUGGGCUCGGCCGGCCGGCCGUGGGUUCCAAUAACCUGGCUGGUGUCCAGGGUGUGUGAGAUGCUCAGUAGUUGCAAGGACUCCCUGUUCUGAAUAACCACUCGUGAGGUGGCAAUGUUUCAUUUCGGCCACACACGCAUGCACAUGCACACACACACCCAGGCGGCUGUGUGAGGCGGACCCACCUCAGGCGGGUGUGGCGAAGUGCUCGGGGAGGUGUGAGCAGGUUGCCACGCUGGUCCUCCAGACAACAGGCUGUGGCUUCUUCCUGGGCCUGUGCUUCCUGUAGCUGCCUGUCCCCGGGGCUCCCUGUGGCUUGUACAUACGUGGUUGUGUGGCACACCCACCCCUGCACCAUAACCCAUCCUGCCGUAAUGACUCCAGUUCCCCAACGUCCUGACCCCGAGUGUUAGCUCUAGGCUCCCGUACUGUGUGUGCACCUACGCUCUGUCCAGUUAUGAAAUAAACGUGGUUCCUCACGCAGCUCCAAGCGCGGGCCUCUGCUGUGU
This is a messenger RNA of Myotis myotis, 9022 nucleotides long. RefSeq names its product kinesin family member 1A (gene KIF1A). The transcript is spliced from 52 exons. The coding region runs from base 200 to 5842 and encodes 1880 amino acids. Gene Ontology annotation, molecular function: ATP binding; microtubule binding; microtubule motor activity. NCBI's taxonomy places the organism in Eukaryota, Metazoa, Chordata, Mammalia, Chiroptera, Vespertilionidae. The record is from RefSeq and is a predicted model, not a curated record. Gene Ontology annotation, biological process: microtubule-based movement.